UGGAAGAGGAUUAAUAAAAUUGCAGUUUUAUUAUUUAUCGAGUUCUUGUCAAGAAAGGUUCAUUAGUUCGCUAGUUAAUAUCAAAAUUUCCUCAAAAAAUACAAAAUAAAAGAAAAAUGUCUAGUCCUGCAAGAACACCAAGUAGUGGAAUAAUGUCCAAGGGACAAAAGACUCCAACUCGAUCCAUUAAUGCUGCGGAUGCUGAGACGCCCAUGCGUAUGGGGCCUAAUCAUGCUCAAGCCUCAGACAAUAUUAGUUUGCCCCCAACAUCACCAGGCAACAUAAGUCUACCAGCGACUAGCCCAGCCCGUGGCUUGGGUGCCAAUAUGAGCGAAAUCGACUUAUCCUCUCCUUUGAACUAUGGAACGCCAAGUUCGAUGGGAUCAAUAAGAACACCACGUUCUGGAAUACGUGGCACACCGCUUCGAGCAAGACCCGAUAUUCGCACAGAUAAGAAAAUGAGACAAGUGGCCAUCGGAGGUACUGGGCUGGAACCUAUACCUGAACGCCAAUCAGAAACUACAGAUCCGGCUUCAGAAUCUUCUUCUGCACCUCAAAUGGUUGUUUGGGGAACAAAUGUUGUAGUGAAUCAUUGCAAAACUAAAUUUAAGCAAUUCUUAUUACGUUACAUCGAUCCGUUGGCAGAACAAGAUGAAAUUUCUGAAAAUACCGAUGUAAAUCAGCCAUUAUAUUUGCAAAAAAUGGAGGAAAUACAUACUCUGGAAGAACCAUACCUUAAUUUGAACUGCUCCCAUUUAAAAACAUUCGAUGAAGCUCUAUACCGUCAACUUAUUUGUUACCCACAAGAAGUUAUACCCAGUUUUGAUAUGGCAGUCAACGAAAUGUUUUUUGAACGUUUUCCUGCUGCUAUACUUGAACAUCAAAUACAAGUUCGGCCCUUCAAUGCUGACAAAACACGAAAUAUGCGUUCUCUUAAUCCUGAAGAUAUGGAUCAGCUCAUUAGUAUUAGUGGCAUGGUAAUCAGAACUUCCAAUGUAAUACCCGAAAUGAGAGAAGCGUUCUUUAAAUGCAUUAUAUGUGACUUCGUUACAACAGUAGAAGUUGAUCGGGGCCGCAUUGCUCAACCCACUCUAUGCACCAACUGCAACACAAACCACUGCUUCCGAUUAGUCCACAAUCGCUCCGAGUUUACAGAUAAACAGCUAAUAAAACUCCAAGAAUCUCCAGAUGAUAUGGCAGCUGGACAAACUCCUCACAACGUUUUACUCUAUGCCCAUAACGAUUUGGUCGAUAAAGUUCAACCAGGUGAUCGUAUCACGGUUACAGGCAUUUAUAGAGCUACCCCUAUGAAGACCAACAGAAUAAGUUCGGCGGUGAAAAGUGUUUAUAAGACUCACAUUGAUGUUGUUCAUUUUCGUAAAGUAGACAACAAAAGGCUAUAUGAAGAAGAGGAAGGAAAAGACCAUAUAUUCCCACCUGAACGCGUAGAGUUGCUACAUGCCUUAUCACAAAAGCCAGAUAUAUACGACAGAUUAUCACGAGCAAUUGCUCCCUCCAUUUACGAAAAUGAUGACAUCAAAAAGGGCAUACUUUUGCAAUUAUUUGGAGGAACCAAGAAAAAACAUUCCACAAUGGGAAGACAAAACUUUAGAUCCGAAAUUCAUUUGUUGCUUUGUGGUGACCCUGGAACAUCAAAGUCACAAUUGCUCCAAUAUGUCUUUAAUUUGGUUCCUCGUUCACAAUAUACAUCUGGAAGGGGUUCUUCAGCGGUGGGCUUAACAGCAUAUGUUACCAAAGAUCCAGAAACGCGACAAUUGGUUUUACAGACAGGUGCAUUAGUUCUGGCGGACAAUGGCGUUUGCUGUAUUGAUGAGUUCGACAAAAUGAAUGAUGCCACACGCAGCGUUCUGCAUGAAGUUAUGGAACAGCAAACUCUAAGUAUUGCCAAGGCUGGAAUUAUCUGUCAAUUAAACGCACGAACUUCUAUAUUGGCCGCUGCCAACCCAGCUGAGUCCCAAUGGAAUAAGAAAAAGAAUAUCAUAGACAACGUUCAUUUGCCGCACACAUUGCUUUCGCGAUUUGAUCUAAUCUUUUUAGUACUGGAUCCCCAAGAUGAAGUGUUUGACAGGCGUUUAGCUGGCCACUUAGUAUCGAUGUACUAUGUCACCCGCCACGAGGAGGAGGACACCAUGUUUGAUAUGAGCGUUUUAAGAGAUUAUAUAGCCUAUGCUAGAGAACAUAUAUCCCCCACAUUGUCGGAAGAGGCUCAGCAACGUCUCAUACAAGCAUAUGUUGAUAUGCGAAAAGUCGGCGCUGGGCGCGGUCAGAUAUCUGCCUAUCCUCGACAACUUGAAAGUUUAAUUCGCCUUUCUGAAGCCCAUGCUAAAGUUCGUCUGAGCCAACAAGUAACUGUGCAAGAUGUAGAGGAAGCAUGGCGACUACAUCGCGAGGCUUUGAAACAAUCAGCCACAGACCCAUUGUCUGGAAAAAUAGAUGUAGGCAUAUUAACCACAGGCCUUUCGACAGCAGCUCGCAAAAAACGCGCCGACCUGGUGGCAGCAAUUAAGGAAAACCUGCAAAAGAAGGGUAAAAUUCCUACAGUUCCAUAUCAGAAACUUUUUAAAGAGAUCAAGGAGUCUUCUCAAAUUCUUAUUACAAGAGAGCAAUUUGAAGAUGCCCUUAAAGAAAUUCAAGAUGAGGGAGUAAUUGUGGUUAUGGGUAAAAAUACUAUACGCAUAUGUUAGUUUUGUUUUGUAUGAUGUAUGGUUAUUUUCAUUUUCUUUUUUCAUACGUGUAUUUUGAUUUAAAUAAAACUGUUAUUUA
Messenger RNA from Stomoxys calcitrans (stable fly), 2784 nucleotides. It is a transcript of the gene dpa, whose product is annotated as DNA replication licensing factor MCM4. Gene Ontology annotation, biological process: DNA replication; mitotic DNA replication initiation; double-strand break repair via break-induced replication. The coding region runs from base 117 to 2705 and encodes 862 amino acids. The record is from RefSeq and is a predicted model, not a curated record. NCBI's taxonomy places the organism in Eukaryota, Metazoa, Arthropoda, Insecta, Diptera, Muscidae. Gene Ontology annotation, molecular function: single-stranded DNA binding; ATP binding; ATP hydrolysis activity. Gene Ontology annotation, cellular component: nucleus; MCM complex. The transcript is spliced from 7 exons.